Molecule: messenger RNA, 1331 nt
Organism: Labeo rohita (rohu)
Lineage: Eukaryota; Metazoa; Chordata; Actinopteri; Cypriniformes; Cyprinidae
Product: phosphatidylcholine:ceramide cholinephosphotransferase 2-like
Exons: 6
Coding region: 70-1071 (333 amino acids)
Biological process (GO): sphingomyelin biosynthetic process; ceramide biosynthetic process
Cellular component (GO): endoplasmic reticulum membrane; Golgi membrane
Molecular function (GO): ceramide cholinephosphotransferase activity; sphingomyelin synthase activity
Source: RefSeq, a predicted model, not a curated record
CUUUUGCCAGGCAUAUAGUUUCAGUUUUCCGGCGCAAGUACUCUGUUAAACAGUUGUAGUGUAUGAGCGAUGGCAGCAUCUCAUCUUUUGGAUGAUCGAGAAGAUGAUCGAGAAGAUGCCACGCCCAGUGGCAAUCAGGUUGACGACAAGCCAGAAAACCAGGACUACUCUCGCAUCUCAAAGCCCAGCAGCUCCCAGCUGCCGUCAGAAUGGUGGAAGACGGGAAUCGCCUUCAUCUGGGCCGGAUUUAACCUCGUCCUUACUACCGUCAUGAUCACCGUCGUCAACGAGAGGGUCCCGGAUAAGUCCGUCAGCCCGCCGUUACCGGACAAGUUCUUCGAUUACAUUCCGCGUGUGGAGUGGGCGUUUUCCGUCACCGAGGUGAACGGGAUGAUCCUCGUGGCUCUGUGGUUCGUCCAGUGGCUCUUCCUCAAGCACAGAGCCAUCGUGGGCCGGCGGUUUUUCUUCCUGCAGGGAAUGUUGUAUUUGUACCGUAUAGUGACCAUGUACAUCACAACUCUUCCUGUUCCCAGCAUGCACAUGGACUGCGCCCCCGAGCUCUACAAUGAUUCUCAUGGGAAGAUCAAGCGUGUUUUGCAGCUUUUGUCUGGAGGAGGUUUGUCCAUCACUGGCUCUCAUCUGAUGUGUGGAGACUUCCUGUACAGCGGCCACACGGUCAUGCUGACCCUCACCUUCCUCUUCAUCCAAGAAUACUCGCCCCGCUCGUGCAGAUGGCGUUGCUAUCACGGGUUCUGCGGGUUGCUAAGCGCGACGGGCGUGUUCUUUAUGCUGAUGGCGCGUGAGCAUUACAGCAUAGAUGUAGUGGUGGCGUAUUUCAUCACCUCGCGCCUCUUCUACUGGUACCACACCAUGGCCAACAACCAGGCCUUGAGAGAUUCUCCUCACAACUACCUGAACCGGACGUGGUGGAACUGGGUGUUUAACUUCCUAGAGAAGAACGUUAAGACGCCGGUUCCCUGCACGUUCUCGUGGCCGCUGUCGCUUCCGUACGUGUGCUUCAAGAACCCGUGCAAGAGCUACUCAAUGGUGCAGAGCGCACGGGACGAAUGACGCCACAAAACCCUACACCGGCGAGAUCCUGUGUACUUGAAGCGCAGCUUUUACAUGCCUUUUAAUGUGCGCUUCCUGAAGGCUCAUCACAGUUGAUCUGUAAAGAUUUGCUGCCCGUGGUUUGUUCCUUAUAGUACUGUUUUCACGCUAUACUUUUAGACAUGAUUAAAAUGUGUAUUCUAAUAAUGUUUCUCACUGAAGGAUUACAAAAUGUGUAUUGUUUGUAAUUGUAUCAUUUUUAUUUCAACUUAUCUGUUCAU